This is a messenger RNA of Impatiens glandulifera, 1002 nucleotides long. Its product is annotated as putative pectate lyase 21. The record is from RefSeq and is a predicted model, not a curated record. The coding region runs from base 1 to 1002 and encodes 333 amino acids. The transcript has a single exon. Gene Ontology annotation, molecular function: pectate lyase activity. NCBI's taxonomy places the organism in Eukaryota, Viridiplantae, Streptophyta, Magnoliopsida, Ericales, Balsaminaceae.
AUGGCUACGCUACCCUACGCCGACGUCGAUUCCAGCCUAAGAGCCCUAGCCGGUAAGGCCGAAGGAUUCGGUCGCCUCUCCAUUGGCGGUCUUAACGGCCCUAUUUACACGGUCACUAACUUAUCCGACGAUGGUCCAGGUUCCCUUCGUGAAGGCUGUCGUAAAAAAGACCCUCAAUGGAUAAUCUUCGAAAUCUCCGGCACCAUCGAUUUAUCAUCUUAUCUAAGUGUCUCAUCUCACAAAACAAUCGACGGCCGUGGUCAACGAAUCAAACUUACUGGAAAAGGCUUAAGACUAAAUGAUUGUGAACAAAUAAUCAUAUGUAACCUUGAAUUCGAAGGUGGAAGGGGACAUGAUGUUGAUGGCAUUCAAAUAAAACCCAAUUCUAAAAACAUAUGGAUUGACCGUUGUAGCCUUAAAGAUUACGACGAUGGACUCAUCGAUAUAACUCGAUCAAGCACAGACAUAACUGUUUCUCGAUGUCUUUUUCAACAACAUGAUAAAACAAUGUUGAUUGGAGCAAAUGCAUCUCAUAUUGACGAUAGAUGUAUUAGAGUUACAAUUCACCAUUGUUUUUUUGAUGGAACUAAUCAAAGGCAGCCUCGUGUUAGGUUCGGGAAAGUUCAUCUUUAUAACAAUUACACUAGGAAUUGGAGCGUUUACGCGGUUUGUGCUAGCGUUGAAGCGUUUAUCUUUUCGCAAUGUAAUGUUUAUGAGGCUGGUGAUAAGAAGAAAACUUUUGAAUAUUAUCCUGAAAAAGCAGCUGAUAAGGAAGAGGAAAAAUGUGGAAUGAUAAAGUCGGAAGGAGAUAUGUUUUUAAAUGGAUCCGAAUCGCGUUUGUUAACUAAGGAUGAGGCUUGUGUUAGUGUUGAUAAUUUUCAUCCGAGUGAAUUUUAUUCGAAAUGGACAUUUCAACCCGCGACUGAAUCUUUGAAAACUCUUCUUCAGACAUAUGCAGGUUGGCAAGCUGUACCAAGGCCUGCUGAUCUAGUAUCAAAUUAA